Messenger RNA from Callorhinchus milii (elephant shark), 930 nucleotides. Its product is annotated as extracellular superoxide dismutase [Cu-Zn]-like. The transcript has a single exon. Bases 122 to 778 code for a protein of 218 amino acids. The record is from RefSeq and is a predicted model, not a curated record. Gene Ontology annotation, molecular function: copper ion binding; superoxide dismutase activity. Gene Ontology annotation, biological process: removal of superoxide radicals. NCBI's taxonomy places the organism in Eukaryota, Metazoa, Chordata, Chondrichthyes, Chimaeriformes, Callorhinchidae.
GUAUGAAACCUAUUACCCAGAGACAGUGAGCCUGGACUCAGACUUUGCUAUUGAACACAAACAGAAGCGAUCAGUUUGUCUACAUCUAAGAAGAAGAUUUGCCACUGAAGCCGAAUCAAUCAUGAAAAGCUCAGCAUUGAAUUUGUUGCUCUUACUGGUGGCUUUUGUGCAGCUAUUUGUAGAUGAAUCAGAGUGUUGCCUUACCAACCACUGCAAUAGGAAGAGGAUUAAUGAUUUAACUGUCCAUCUGCUUCACCCAUUAAGACCCCAGAGAAACCAGCCCACGUAUGCCGUGUGUACAGUGAAUCCAAGCAACACACUCAGAUCUGACCAACCAGCUAUAACAGGACGUGUUCUCUUCAAGCAAGACCAUCCAACCAGCACUGUGGAAGGCUUCAUCAACCUGAGCGGAUUUCUAAGGCACCAAAGUUUGCAUGCAAUUCACGUCCAUAAGUUCGGAGAUCUGACCGAUGGCUGCACCUCCACUGGUCCUCACUACAACCCCAAUGGUGUGAACCACCCACUUCACCCUGGAGAUUUCAACAAUUUUGCAACCAAAUCUGGAAAAAUUGUCCAGAGUCUCUCUAACCUCCAAGUGACGUUAUUUGGAUCUCGCUCGAUUUUGGGCCGUGCGGUGGUAGUACACGCAGGUGAGGAUGACCUCGGCACAGGUGGUAAUGAGGGAAGCCUUCUGCAUGGAAAUUCUGGAGCGAGACUGGCGUGUUGUACAAUCGGACUCAGCAAAGCUGACCUUUGGGAUGCCACUGUGCACCAAUGACCAAGUACACAAUUUGCAUGAUUGUUUUCUUAAGUGAAUAUUACAGUAAAAUUCACAAAAGUCUUAUCUGUAUAAAUUGUAUAAUUGCCAUAGUCAUACAAUUACCCAAGUCCUGUUGAAUUUCCUAUUAAAUGCAUUUUCAUUUAUCUGCA